Maniola jurtina (meadow brown) is the source of this 2087-nucleotide messenger RNA. RefSeq names its product suppressor APC domain-containing protein 2. The coding region runs from base 753 to 2063 and encodes 436 amino acids. The record is from RefSeq and is a predicted model, not a curated record. Lineage: Eukaryota; Metazoa; Arthropoda; Insecta; Lepidoptera; Nymphalidae. The transcript is spliced from 3 exons.
AUAUUUUCUGUGUCCCUAAGGCUCUUGCAUAAUGUAUGGCCUACAACGGCCCUGGGUAUGAUCCUAUAGAAAAUCUAAACUACCUAAGUAAUAUAAAUCCGAAAGUGCGUUUGUUAUUUCUUUACGGUUUAUUUUCACGUUUCAAUGAAAUAGGGAAGUUGCCAGACUUAUCUACCUACCUACCGGAUACUUAGCGGUCCUAAGAGCACUACUUGUUGAUAGAUAUCGCUGGCGAAGUAGCGGUCAAGAUAGUUUCAAACAUUCGAGAUGAGCAUAAUUAUUUCAUUUGAGAGAAAAACAUCAAUCCAAGUAGGUAGGUAUAUCAGUAGCGCAAAGGCAAGUCUAGCUAUGGCCUCUACCUGCCCGAAAUGUAGUCUGACCGGUUUUCAUGCUUACGGUCGUAGCCUGCAGUCCGCAAAAUCACUCCCACUAGCCGGUUCCAUCGCACACUUCAAACAUAAUAUUAUCUACCGUUUUAAGCGACCCGAUUUUUGUUUCCUUUUUUAACUAUUACAUACAGUAGGCGAAGUGAAGUUAAUAAAAUCGAACUAGCUUCUUUGCUUUUUUUCGGACACCGAUUUGUAACUAAAAAUAAUGUUUGUGUUAAGUUGUUAAUAGUGAAUAUGCUGAGAUAUAAUCAUAUCUAAUACAUAGGUAUUUUAGAACGAUGUGUUUUAGUGCCAGUGUUAGAUAAAAAUCUUUAUUGGUCACUGAUCAAGAGAUUCUAACACAAACAAACAAAAAUACUAAACAUGAUACAUUAUAAUCCUUCGAACAUGGAAUCUCUACCCAAACAAUUUGUCUCAGCUAUGAGAACUCUGUUCGAUAUCAUGGAUGAUAAACAUACUGGGUAUGUAAAAGUAACGGAUAUCGAAAACCGAUGGCGCGACGACCGCACUAAAGGGCUUCCCCGUGGCGUUAUAGAAAGCCUGCAGAAGGUUGCUUCCCAUGAUGGACUCCUAACGUUUGAAAGCUUUUGCACUGGUCUUAAAAUUUGUCUCUUGCGGAAUCAGGUGCAAAAUGCUUCCAAUAAAAUUAAUGCAAUUUCUGAGGAUAUCGACGCGAAAGGACUGCACUCUCAGAUGAGUAGUGCACAACUCCAUCGCCCUCCUUCUGCUCCUUUAAUGGAUAUAGAUAACACUCAUAAUAGAGAUAGGAGUUGGAAUCUGAUGCGAACAUCGGGAAACUCGACGCAACAUCGAACAACGAGUAUGCCUCAAUUGAUUGAAAAUAAGGACACUCCACUACCAGAGAUACUUUCUAACGGUAAAGCAUCGUCUAUAGCUAAACACGAUACUUCUCAAUCGCAUCGGGUUUACGGGCCUCCAAAACCGCCACGCUUAGAAAAAAACACCAUGGAGAGAAAAGAAAAUUCUAGAAAUUUUAAAUCAGAAGAUAAGAUUUUGGGAAGUGAUGAUAUAGGAGACGUUAGAUUGGAUAAAUUAGAUUUUGAAGACAUAACACGAUCUAUAGAGGGGCAAGAUCGUGGUUUAGGAGAUGGGAGGUCAGCUAAUGGGACACAACAGAAUCUUAGAAAAACACCUCGUCGACGUGAACCCCGCCGCCACACGCUUCAUAACGGUGUUGAUUACAAUCUGCUAAAAAAAAUGAAACAAAUUGAGCAGGAAAAAGAUGUUCUGCUGCAGGGGUUAACUGCUGUAGAGGAAGCGCGGGAAUGGUACUUGAAGCAGUUAACGGAAGUACAAGAUAAGAUGCGCUAUGCGGGAAGGAUGGGUGCUUAUGUGGAACCUUGGAAUGAAGCACAUCAAGAGCGUCUGGAGCUGCUUCGGGCGCGUGUUUUAGAAUUAAACAGACAGCUCGGAGCAUUGGCCGCGGGAUGGCGUCAUGGGCAGUUGUCCCUGCACAUGAAUCUGGCUUUGCCGGCAACUGCUCCGACAACGCCGAACAAUGCCGCUGUGCUCAAGUCACAGAACCGAUUGCUUGCUGAGGAAGUGAAUCGCAAGAAUGAACGAAUAUCUAUUCUAGAGAGAGAAAAGUCAGCGCUUAUAAGAGAAUUACUACUACAAAGAAACAGAACAAAAAUUAUGGAUAAUUUCACAUAAACAUUUUAAAUAAAUUAAUAAAAG